AUGCUCACUCUUUUCGCCGUCGCACAAUGGAACCAAGCCAGGGCAUCAGUUGCUGAGAUGAAGGAGUUGGGAGAAGAAGAUUGGACUUUGACUCAUGCUUUCUAUGCCAACGCAGGUGGCUUCUUACUCCAUACGCCGGAUUGCCCGCCCUUCCCAAUCAAUGCAAAGUCAAUUCACUACCUCUGCUCCAAGCGGUGGAUCGAGUGUCCGCGAGUCUCUCGUCACGACAUAUGGGAUCGAAGCAAAGCCGACAAAUUCGCGAAAUUGGUCGCCUUGACUCAAGCCGCAUGGCUUGUCACGCAAGUAAUUGCUCGGGCUGUUCAGAACCUUGCGAUAACACCGCUCGAGCUCUUCGCCGUCGCCUUUGUGGUGCCAACCCUGGCCACAGCCUUUUUCUGGGCCAACAAGCCACAAGAUGUCAAUCAAGCAACUACUAUCAAGAUCAGCUCUUCGGUAUCGGAAAUUAUCCAAACUGCGGGAGAAGCGGCGAAAAGGCCAUGGUCCGAUACUCCCCUCGACUUCAUUGAGAAGCCUAGCUGGAACAAUUGGGCCAGGAGGCCCGUUUUCAAGUACUUCGGUGGAUUGAGAACGAGACCCAUAGAUCGCAUCCCGAAUGAUUAUGUAGCGCCACCGAGCGGAAGGCAAUCCAUCAUCGUGUGGGUGGUGUCGGUGAUCCAUGCGGCAGUCCACGUAGCGGGGUGGUCUUUUUCGUUUCCCACAAGGGCGGAGGUCCUGAUUUGGCGAUGUUCCAGCAUUGUGUUGCUGCUGUUCAUGAUAACCGGCGGUCUAAUCCCCGUCCUUUCCACGAAGCCUUGGUUCAAUUUCAAGUUCACACUUCUUUGGGUUUGGGAAAGGUCCAUCCAAGGCCCGAACCCUACAUGGGUACAACGAUACCUCCUUGAUGUGGUGUCGGAGCUUGCAUACGUUAUGUAUAUAAUAGCUAGAAUACUCAUACUUGCCGAGAUCUGUAUCACGUUCAGAUCUUUGCCCGCAAGCGCAUACGAUACGGUCAACUGGACAGCCUUCUUACCACAUAUUGGAGGCUAA
This is a messenger RNA of Neoarthrinium moseri, 1047 nucleotides long. RefSeq lists its product as uncharacterized. The transcript is spliced from 2 exons. The record is from RefSeq and is a predicted model, not a curated record. Bases 1 to 1047 code for a protein of 348 amino acids. Lineage: Eukaryota; Fungi; Ascomycota; Sordariomycetes; Amphisphaeriales; Apiosporaceae.